GCCAUGAUGGGAGUUAUAGGUUUGCAACAGCUGGAGACACACUGUUUGGAAAACCUUGUUCUAUAGGAAUCAGAGCACCAUGUUUUCAUAAGCCGGCCUUUGUUUUCUUCAGGGCCCCUGAAGGAUGAAGUUUUCUAGGCGUAUAUAUCAUAUAUCCCUGGCAUAUACCAUCUCCUUAUGGUUUUGGGGGAGGGGGGUCUGACUUCUGGCACACUAUGGUGUGACCCGUAUCUGGUGAAUGGCCGGCUGCAGUUCUGUGCACAAUUGGGGAAGGUUGAUGUCUAUUCAUGGAUAAACUCCAAAGGUGAUGCUUUUGAUACACCACCAUGCCGUGGCUGUUCUUCAUAUCUUAUGGAGCCGUAUAUUAAGUGUGCAGAAUGUGGACCUCCUGAAUUUCUACUUUGUUUACAGUGCUUUUCAAGAGGAUUUGAGUAUAAGAAACACCAGAGUGAUCACAAUUAUGAGAUAAUGACAUCAGAUUUUCCUGUGCUGGAUCCCAGCUGGACAGCCCAGGAGGAAAUGGCUCUUCUAGAAGCUGUGAUGGAUUGUGGAUUUGGAAACUGGCAAGAAGUUGCUAAUCAGAUGCGCACAAGGACAAAGGACGAUUGUGAAAACCACUACAUGAAGCAUUUCAUUAAUAAUCCGCUCUUCGCAAGUACUUUACUCAGUAUGAAACAGGCAGAAGAGGAUAAGAAUGUGGACACAGCAGUUCCUUUUCAAGCUUCUGAGGACCCACCAAGACCAACCUUUGAUUCUCUGCUUUCGAGAGACAUGGCAGGGUAUAUGCCAGCAAGGGCAGAUUUCAUAGAGGAGUUUGACAACUAUGCAGAAUGGGAUCUAAGGGACAUUGAUUUUGUUGAAGAUGAUUCAGAAGUUUUACAUGCCCUAAAAAUUGCUGUUGUGGACAUUUACCAUUCCCGACUGAAAGAGAGACAGCGGCGGAAAAGAAUAAUAAGAGAACAUGGCCUUAUAAAUCUAAGGAAGUUUCAGAUUUUAGAAAGAAGAUAUUCCAAAGAUGUUCAAGAAUUGUUCGAAACAAUGAGACGAUUUGCCCGAAUUUUAGGCGCAACAAAACACGAUCGGUUUAUAGAGAGCCAUGCCUUGGAAUUUGAGCUGCGCAGAGAAAUUGGACGGUUACAAGAAUACCGAAAAGCUGGAAUCAAAACCUUUAACAGUUCCAGAAUAUAUGAUCGUUUGAAGAAGUCUCGGGAAGAAGAGCAUUUGAAGCGUAACAUGCUAUCCGAAGUCCUUCAGUACUUACAUGAUGGCAAUGCUUGUCAGCAGUGGCUCAAAAGACAAGCAGCUAUUGAUGCCGGAUUACAUCAGAUUACCCCUGUUGUAUCAAGCUCAGGUAGAAGAAGUGCUCCUCCUCUUGACUUAACAGGACUUCCUGGAACAGAAAAGCUCAAUGAUAAAGAGAAAGAGCUGUGUCAGGUGGUGAGAUUGGUUCCUGGAGCUUAUUUGGAGUAUAAAGCAGCCCUUGUUAAUGAGUGCACCAAACAAGGAAGCUUACGACUGGCACAGGCUCGCGCGCUUAUAAAGAUUGACGUGAAUAAGACCCGAAAAAUAUAUGAUUUCUUAUUACAAGAAGGAUAUAUCACAAAACCUCAGCCAUGACCCACUUAUUUCUUUGCCUAUGAAAACUAAUUAAUCAUUAUUCCCAGGAUAGGAGAUAACUAAUCUGAUUUGGGGUAGGGUGGUUUGACUGCAGGGAUCCCCCAUGUUCUUCAGAAUAGAAAAAAAAGUCUCCCCCCUGGAAACAGAGAACUGAGAAUGGAGCGGCAGUCACACGUGUGACCAUUGCUCCAUUCAUUCUCUUUGGGAACUGCCAAAGAUAGCGGAGUAAAAUAUCGGCUUUCUUUGGCAGCUCCUAUAGAAAAUGAUGGAGCAUUCUGGAGAAUGCUGGGGGGGUCCCAGCAGUUGGUUGCCUAUACUUAACAUAGAGGAUCCUUUUAUGAGGCUUGACCCGGAAGUUCUUGUUGGGUAAAACUAUCUAAAUUUAAUUGGUUACAUUUAAGCUUCUUGCAAAAUAGAAAUUGCACUUUGUAUGUGCAGCUGCUGUUUCCAGCAAGUCUUAUUACUAGUUCAAUGUAGAUUAGCUCUCAUGAAUAUGGACAUUAAUCCAAAGGAGCAAGUUGUAUUUCAAGAAUGUGAGUUUAAUUUGUCAGUGCUAUUUAUUGGCUGUAGUAGCAGCUAUGAUGUUAGUGUAUUGUUAAACCACAGGCACACUAUAAUGUUUCUGUUACUGUUUAUGUUACUAUUGUAUAUGAAGCCAGAUGUAUAAAUACAUGGAGACAGGUUUAAACUAACUACCACAAACAUGUAGCAUGCUGUGUGAAUGGCACAAAAGGCUUAGCUUACAGUACAGACAUUAAAAGAGACUUUAAAAUACAGGAUUCAAAAUAUUACUUCUUUGAGAAGACUACUCCAUUAGCCAGACUGGAUUUUCUGUUACAGAUUUUCAGUUCUUCAUUUAUUACGUAUUCUUUCGACCACCACAAUUUUGGGUGGUUGUUUCAAAGAGGUUUCGCUGUACUUCCUUAUUCAUACCAUUAUGUGCUAUGUUUGUGAUAUUGUUGUUAUUGGAGCUGAAUGCCACAAAACUUUCCCCACAAAAUUGAUAUUAUGUAAACGCAAACACAUUAGUAAAUAAAAUUGUAUUUUUGUACAUUUGUUUGGCUAUAUGUCUGCACGGUUUUCAUCUUUUAGUUUUCACUAGAUGAGUAGCUUGUGUUGCCCAGUCUUGCUACCUAAGUCUUAUUAGAGA
Molecule: messenger RNA, 2767 nt
Organism: Hyla sarda
Lineage: Eukaryota; Metazoa; Chordata; Amphibia; Anura; Hylidae
Gene: TADA2A
Product: transcriptional adaptor 2A
Exons: 15
Coding region: 178-1617 (479 amino acids)
Biological process (GO): regulation of transcription by RNA polymerase II; chromatin remodeling
Cellular component (GO): nucleus; SAGA-type complex
Molecular function (GO): zinc ion binding; protein binding; chromatin binding
Source: RefSeq, a predicted model, not a curated record